CCCAGUAGACCCCAUUCAGUUUAAAUAGAGCUUUGUGAACCACAUGGCAAGACAGAGCUGUCUGGAGAGCCGAGACUUCAUCGCGUUGAAAAUUGUUUUGGUCCUUAGGGCUAUUUCACCACAAUGGAGGUGAUUUCCGGGAUGCAAAAGAUGUCAGUGGGGCAGUCGCCAGCGGGAAGGGGUGCGGCGUGUCUGACAUGUAAAGGGAUCUGCUCUGGAUUCCAGCCACAUUCCUGGAGAAAAGCUUGCACUCAGUGUCACUGCGGCCAAGAGGACCACGCGUCCAGCUCUGACCUUGAGGAUGACUUUAAAAUGGGCCGAUUGUUAGAGAACUCCAAGUACGCCCACCUGACUGCCAAAGUCAAAGGUGGAGAGGGGAUGAGGGUCUACAAGCGCAACCGCAUGAUCAUCACCAACCCUGUGGUGUCUCGCAAAGACCCCACCUUCAACACCAUCACCUAUGACUGGGCUCCACCUGGUCUGACUCAAAAAUUGGCUAUGCAGUACAUGGAGCUUCUACCAGAGGAAAGGAGGCCCGUAGCAGGCACGGAGGGAGCUCUGUACAGGCGCAGGCAGUUGAUGAGGCAGCUCCCUGCUUACGAUCAGGAUCCAUCACAGUGCCACAGCUUGUCAGAGGCUGAAGUCAAAGCCAUGGCCGAGUUUGUAAAAAGUUAUAAGGAGGAGGCGUUGGGAGUGGGGGAGGUAGCACUGCCAGGAGAGGGAGGAAUGUCCAAAGACAACGCUGGAAAACAGAAGAAUGAGAAAGAACAGCCAAACCCAGAGCCUACCACCAAUGGCACACUGGAGGAGAAUGGCAAGAAAAGUGAAUAUAACUGUAGCGGCUGUGGGCAGUUGGCGGCCUUAGACAGCCCCGUCGUCUACGCAGACAGAGCAGGAUACGAGCGGCUCUGGCACCCAACCUGCUUUGUGUGUGUGGAGUGUGGCGAGGCGCUGGUGGAUCUGGUGUACUUCUGGAGUAAAGACACGCUUCUAUGUGGACGGCAUUAUUGCCAGAGCCUGAAGCCACGCUGCCCGGGCUGCGAUGAGCUGAUCUUCUCUGAGACAUGCCACCAGGAAAAAGGCCAGACCUGGCAUAAGGAGCAUUUCUGCUGCUGGCAGUGUGGCCAGAAUCUCCAUGUUGCCUGUGGUUGCACCAAAAAAAACGAAAAGUGAAAGUCCAGACCUGUGAAAGCAGAAGGCCAGUUUGGAUGUAAAGAUAUACCACAUUGUUUUUUUGCUCUAUUUUAAUAGACCUGACAUGCCAUCCAGACUGUCUCUCUCUUUUAUACAUGAAGUAUGUCUAUGAAUUAAAAUGACGCCACCAGUAAUUUAAACAUUGGUGGAAAUUAGAUCUAGUGCAUGUGUUAAGAGAAUGAACUUUUCAAUAGCGAGUGUAUAUCAUCAAAUGGUCCCCCCCCCCAAAAAAAAAGGUUUUAGUGCAUUACUGAUUACGCCCACACCCUAAUGUUUAGAGAAAAACCCCACUGCGCUAAUACUUAUUAUAUAACGCAGUCAUGUGUGCAGCUUGGAGCAGGAUGAACCUUUAGGGCUGCGACCUGUUUGCGUCAUACAUGAGAGCAUAUGGAUGAGUCACAGAUGAGCUGGAGGUUUUUGUCAGAAAACGUUCAGGAGCGAUUAGACCGUGAGCGAUAACGUGAAUAGUGAGAGACGAGAUAAAAUAAAAGUCUCAAAAAGAUCUCGGAGAGAGAUGUAGAAAACACUUAGCGCUAUCUGUUUUGAAGACAGAUGGCGCGAGGCAGAAAGGUCCCUCUCUUGCCAGCUGAUCCGUCUGGAGUUUCACAAGCGGCCGUUUGCCGGCGCUGUCCGAGAUAAAACAGAUCCUGUCUCGUAUAAGCACACGGGCAAGAGUUCACGAGCGAGCGCAGCCUACGCAUCAGGGCGGUUCAUGCGAGUGUGUUUGUAAAUAUUUCAUAACCCUGACACUUACGGCCUGACCAAGGAUUCCUGUGAUGAUGGGAGAGUUGGACGAUUGUAUAAAAUGCCAUGUCUGGCUCCACUUUUUGAAUGAUGUAGGUAUUAUAAAUAAAUAAAUGCUACAAGUCAAAUGUUUGGACACGGUAGAUGAAUACAUGAAUACAUUCUCUCUCUUUAUUUGGAACACAUGUACACCUGGUCAUUCGUGCAGUUAUCCAGUCAGCCAAGAAAAAAAUGUCCAGAAUGGUUUAUGCCAACAGGAAGCCUACGGGGGGUUUGAACAAAUCUGUGUUUACAGCCGCAGUGAACAGAAAAGCAUCUCAGAACACACACGGCAUCCGGGCUAUGGCUGCUUAAGACUCCGGUUUCAAUGAUCACCCUGAUCGCACCUGUGGCCCCGAUGUAUUGUGACUGUUCUGUGCAUGAAAAUCUCAGCAGAUUCUAAAAUACAUGCCCCGGCCCAUCUGCCCUCAAUAACCCCACCAAGGAGCUUAAAGUUACUCAUUAAGUGUAUGGCACUUGGUAGAAAGUGAAAUCUUUAAUGGAUGGAGUAUUAAAUGUACAAUAUAAAAUUCUGUGUGUGUUAAAGGAAAUCUUCCUCAUUACCCUGCCUAUGAGUUCGAAUUCUCUCCCACUUGUAAAAAAGUAUUUACAGAAACGAAUAAUCAGAUUUCUUCAACACCAGCCACAAAACACAAGUCCAAGCUUGGGCGGUUUGGAUUUCAGGCAGUAACCUAACCCUUUAUCAUCUCGGCAUUGUUUGAAAAUGUUUAUCCAGAUGUUUUAUGUUUUAGAGAGAAAAAAACAAAUGCCUUAUAUGUGAAAGCCUGUUCCUGUGCUUAUUUUUAUUAUGAAUAUUAGGUUUCACACGGUUAUGAUUAAAGCGCUCGAAAAGUACGGACUUGACGAGGCGACGGCACGCGAUUAUUUUUCUUUCACGUGAUCAGUGCAGCCUCGGAGAAAGAAAGAUCUUAAAACUAAAUAGGUUUUGAUAUCACGGAAUCAUAAUCUUGUUCCCACCUCUAGUUUUAUAUCUUAUUCUCUUAAUAUAAAAAGAGGGAAUGUGUUUGGUGCUUUGUAAUUUAUGAUGAUGAUGAUGAUGAUGAUGAUGUGUAGAAGUAAACGAAGGGCAAUUAAAAGGCUACAAAGUCAUAUUUUAAACUGGAAUAGUAGGAUGAGGCAGGAUUUCAGGCACCAUAUACCACUGGUAGAAUGAGUUUAUUACCUUUCAAUAGAUUUUAUUACCAGGAAUCUGUCGCAUGUUUUCUAUAGUAAACCAAUGAUGAGUUAUUUUGAUAUUGCGUUGACAUCUUCACUUUGAAUAAAUCAACUGGAAGGCUGAAUUUGGAAUGUAAAAUACGUAAAGGACACUAACCAGAGAUCUGAUUUAGUCUGUAUUGAAUAUUUUCUUCUAAAUCUUUUAAGUAUUAAUCUUAAAUCUAUAAAGACUCUAUUCAUGUAUAUUUGAUUCUGAAAGCGAUGUUUGUGUCCAUUGUUUGAUCAUAAGGACCGAUGCAAUGAUUUGUGUUGUUUGUUUUAAAACGGCAUUUGAUGAAAUUCAACUUUUUGUCCUUUUUUUUUUUUUCUUUUGUUUUUUAAAGAAUUAUUUUUGUUGUUGAAUGUAUAUCAAACAAGUGCAAACGUUUUCAUCCCCACAUGGCUUUUGAAUGGAAAAAAAAAAAAAGAAUCCCAAUAUUUUACCAUUUUAUACACCCUAAUACAUCCAUUUCAGAGUGUAUACAAAAGCUGAUUUGAGGAUUUUAACGAAAUGAAUAUUUAUAUUGUAUUUAAAAAAAAUACAUAAUUGGAUUGUUUAAAUUGUGUGUUUUCACUAUUAUUACAAUAUUUAUUUUUAUUUGUGUUUAAAAAAAUGUUUUCCUAAGGGUAUACAAACGUUUGCACAUUCGAUUCCCAGACAGUUUGACCUGGUUGACAUUUGUGCUUUUAUGUCUAAAUGUAUUUUCUUUGACCUAUGAAUAAAUAUCGCACAAUAUACA
This is a messenger RNA of Silurus meridionalis, 3932 nucleotides long. RefSeq names its product LIM and cysteine-rich domains 1 (gene lmcd1). The coding region runs from base 124 to 1173 and encodes 349 amino acids. Gene Ontology annotation, molecular function: zinc ion binding. Lineage: Eukaryota; Metazoa; Chordata; Actinopteri; Siluriformes; Siluridae. The transcript has 6 exons. The record is from RefSeq and is a predicted model, not a curated record.